Molecule: messenger RNA, 11591 nt
Organism: Salvelinus fontinalis (brook trout)
Lineage: Eukaryota; Metazoa; Chordata; Actinopteri; Salmoniformes; Salmonidae
Product: telomerase-binding protein EST1A-like
Exons: 20
Coding region: 190-5436 (1748 amino acids)
Biological process (GO): nuclear-transcribed mRNA catabolic process, nonsense-mediated decay
Cellular component (GO): telomerase holoenzyme complex
Molecular function (GO): telomerase RNA binding; telomeric repeat DNA binding; protein binding
Source: RefSeq, a predicted model, not a curated record
AUUUACGAACGCACCCUCUGUUAUUGCUUCGUCUGACUAGCUGUUUGGCCACUGCUAACUAAAGUAGGCUAAAUAGCCUAUUGAUCUCACAAGAAGUAGAACUAAAGUAAACGAUUUUUAUUUUUUUUUAAAUAGGGGGAUUAUAUAAUCUCACAUUUUCCAAAAUCGUUUAAAAAGGAUUAGACGAAGAUGGCGGACGAACUAGACCGAGUACGGAUUUCAGCUGCGGAGCUACGAGCUGAAGCGUCGAGUUUUACCAACCACCACGACGAUUGUCACAGAGAGGAGCGAGGAGAAGAGGGACGUGGCCAACGACAGCAGCGUCACCACGGCAACGACCCGUCAAAACGCCCUGACCUGCAGCUCUACACGCCCGGGGCUGGCCACGGCAACCGUCGCAACGACAGCGAAGACGGCGGCGUAGUCACCUCUCCUGGAGAUCCGUUAGCCAUGACCUCUGACCCUGAGGUGGAGUUGGUGAUAUCACUGCCACAGGAGGAGGAAGAAGGACACAAGAUGGCCGCCACUGAGACGGUUUCAACUGAACUUGGAUGUAUAGAUGGAGGGAUGGGGAAAGGAGGAGGAGAGAAAUGUGGAGGAGGUUUUACUCCAAACCGGGGUGGAGGCUCUCGAGCACCUGCACAACAGAGGACUCAAAGAGGUGACCACCACACCACCAAAGCAGACAACAACAACAACAGUAGUAGUAGCAGUAGUGCAAAGGGACCGUCAGGCUCAGCUAUCCGACCACAGAACUCCAGACAGAGGGAUGAAGUGAGAGGGAAAAACCAGAGGGGUGGAGGGAGAGAGAAGGACCAGAGGGGUGGAGGUAGAGAGAAGGACCAGAGGGGUGGAGGUAGAGAGAAGGACCAGAGGGGUGGAGGGAGAGAGAAGGACCAGAGGGGUGAAGGUAGAGAGAAGGAACAGAGGGGUGGAGAGACAGCAGGGGGUUACCCUGGCUCUCCCAAGGCCACCAGAAAGACUCGUAAACCGGACCGGGAGAUCUACCAGCCUGGGGGUCGGAGGAGCACCACCACCACCCAGGGGGAAGAGGGAAGAGAGACAGAGAAACCUCCCCCUACCCCUGGUCCCCCUGUCAGAGAGGAAACCCAAGCCAGGAGGGAACCAGUUGUAUGGAGAGAGACCGGAGAGGAGAAAGGGAAAGGUGGCAGAGGGGGUGAAGAGACAGGCAGAAGGCAGGAGAGGAGAGAAACAGGGAAAGCAGCCGUCUCAGACCAUGGACUAGAGAACCUGACUGGGAAGAUACAGAAACUCUGUGUGACUUCCCCACCUGAGAGAGAAGAGGAGGGGAAGAGAGGAGAGGGUGAGGAAGGAGUAGGCAGGAGGAGGAAGGCUAGCGGUGAGGGCAGGAGGAGCAGAGCUGGAGGUGGAGGCAGGGGACGAGUAGGAGGAGGAAAUGAAGGAUGCGAGAAGACUGAGGAGGAGGAGAAGAAGAGAGAGAGGGGAAACCGCAGGAACAGAGGAGGAGGGGAGAAAGGGGAGAAUCAGGACUCCAUGAGAGGAGGAGGAGGGGAGGGUGAGCGAGGGAUGACCGAGAAAGAUAGAGACAGGAGAGCAUCGGAAGAAGACGGAGAGAGGGAAGCGAACCGUCCUGCAGAUACACAGCCAGCAAAGGGAAGAGAAAAACGGAGGGAUAGAGAGACUGAGAGAGACAACCAGAGAGGGAACAACAGACCCCAACCUCUACCCCCAGAUAUAGACAGAGAGAGGAAUGGAGAGAAAGACGGGGAUGGAGAGAUGCAGAGAAACAGAGAGAGGAGUGAGAGAUGCAGGGCUAACCCUAACAACAACCACCACCCAUCAUCGUCCUCUAAGCGCUACUCCAAGUCAAACAUCAGAAGACCCAGGAACCGCACCUACAGCACCAGUUCUGCCAGCAGUGGCACCAGCCUGGACGGACUGGGACAGGGAGGGGAUCAGAGGGAGGACAGAGUCCGACGAGACCGCCUGGGGCACAGGGAGAGAGACAGAGGAGAGGGAGGAGGAGGUCAGCUACCAAACAGGAGGAGAAACACGAGAGACUCCUCAACAGACUCACUGGAGGAGAGGAGGAGAGAUGGAGGAGAGGAGUACUUGAGCCCCGCGUGGAGGAGAGGGGAGGAGGAGAGCAGAGGGAGAGGGGGAAGAGGACACAGAGGAGGAGGAGGGAGAGGAGGGCUCCUGAAAGUGUCUCAGAGUGACAGACAGUCAGGCACCUCCCACGCCACCUCAGGCCCCAGCGAUGACCCCCAGGGGCGCCGCAAGCAGGGCACUGUGCCUCGUGGUAAGGAGAGGGGCAUUCUCAUCCUCCCCGCCCACACUGACCUCUCCAAUUCGCCGACGGAGCCCGGGCCAAGGCUCCUGUUUGGUGGGAUUCGAGGAGGAAAAGAGGCGGGACUAGGGAGAGGAGGAGGAAGGGGCGGAGGAACAAGGCGACUCUGGGAUCCCAACAACCCCGACCAGAAACCAGCUCUCCGGCUCUCCCAGCAUGCCUCUCUCCUGCAGCAGCAGCCCAUGUACCUGCAGACGGGCGUCGGUUACGGAGCGAUGCACUUCCUGGAUACGGACGACGAGGCUGCAGGGAGUCCCCCGAUCCGCCAGGGGGAGCACUUCUACCCCCAGCAGGAGGCCGCAGCCAUGGCCCAGGCCUUCUACAAGUACCAGAACUCUGACAACCCUUACCCUUACAAUGCCAACCCCAAUGCACGUUACCCAUACCCCUAUCACUCUAUGCCUACCACCCCCUACCAGAUGCCCUCCUCCAACGGCAGUUACCCAGCCCAGUUUUACGGGGAGUACAGGGGCCAGGGGUACCAGACCGGGGCUGGAGCAGGUCUGACACCAGAGGAGGUGGAGCAGCAGGCCAGGGGAGAGCUGGGGAGACAGCUGAGGGCUGCAGAGAGUCAGGAGUUACAACUCAGCAACCUCCUAUCUAGAGACAGACUCAGUGCUGAUGGACUGGACCGCAUGGCUCAACUCAGAGCGGACCUGUUGACCCUAUAUGAGCGGGUGAUCCUAACAGACAUAGAGUUCAGUGACAGCCAGAACCUGGACCAGGCUCUAUGGAAGAACGUCUUCUACCAGGUUAUAGAGCACUUCAGACAGCUCCUCAAAGACCCCAGCGGAGACUCAGCCCUGCGUAUCACCCCAAUGCUGCUCACUCUGCUGGACGAGGGGACGGUAUUCUUUGAUGCACUGCUGCAGAAGCUUCAGACGGUGUUUCAAUUUAAACUGGAGGAUUACAUGGACGGCAUGGCCAUCCGAGCACGUCCACUACGCAAGACGGUGAAGUAUGCUCUGAUCAGUGCCCAGCGGUGUUUGAUCUGUCAGGGGGACAUCGCCCGUUACCGAGAGCAAGCCAGCGACUCGGCUAACUACGGCAAGGCCCGCAGUUGGUACCUAAAGGCCCAGCAGAUUGCUCCUAAGAACGGACGACCUUACAACCAGCUGGCCCUGCUGGCUGUUUACACGAAGAGGAAGUUGGAUGCAGUGUAUUAUUACAUGCGUAGCCUGGCGGCCUCCAACCCCAUCCUCACUGCCAAGGAGAGUCUCAUGAGUCUGUUUGAAGAGGCCAAACGCAAGGCGGAUCAGAUGGAGCGAAGGAGGAAGCAGGAGUUGGAAGGGGGGUCCAGGGGCCCGGGGGUCCGAGGAGGAGGACGGGGGGAGGAGGGGGCUAGGGUGGAGAUCUGGGUCGGCCCUAUUGGCCAGGCAUCAUCACACCGUGGGGGCAGCGAGUCCAGCAGAGACUCUGAACAGGAAGGAGAGCUGGGCAACCUCAGCCCUAGUGAUCUCAAUAAGAGGUUUAUACUCAGCUUCCUCCACGCUCACGGAAAACUCUUCACCAAAGUGGGCAUGGAGUCUUUCCCGGCGGUGGCCAGUCGUGUUCUCCAGGAGUUCAGGGCUCUGCUCCAACACAGCCCCUCCCCUCUGGGCAGCACACGCAUCUUACAGAUCAUCACCGUUAACAUGUUCACCAUACACAACGCUCAGAGCAGAGGAGGAGAUGGUGAGGUGAGAUCUGUGUUACAGGAACAGACUACAGCUCUGGGUCUGGCCAUGUUCUCUCUGCUGGUCCAACGCUGCACAGAGCUGCUGAGAGACACACCCGCAGAGCCCAUCCCGGAGGAGGAGAGAGAAGAGGGGGAGGAAGGGAUGGUGAGAGUUUCUGCCUUCCCAUUGGACCUGAGGGAGCUGCUGCCCAGCGUCAAGGUCUGGUCUGAUUGGAUGCUUGGACACCCCAACCAAUGGAAUCCUCCACCUUGCCGUAUAGAUUGUAGUCUUGAUGUGUGGCGUAGCCUGGCAGACCUGUGUAAUGCGUUGGCGCGUGUCGACCACGGCGAGGCGCCGCUGUACAAGGCAGACGGGGACGGAGGGGAGGGGGAUGAGGAGCUCCGUCUGCUGCUAUUGGAGGAGGACAGGCUACUGGCCGGCUUCGUCCCGCUGCUCGCCGCCCCACAGGAACCCUGCUACGUAGACUGCACCGGGGAUACAGCGAUAGCAGCAGACUGUAAAAGGGUAACAGUAUUGAAGUAUUUCCUGGAGGCUCUAUGUGGACAGGAAGAACCUCUCCUGGCUUUUAAAGGAGGGAAGUACGUCUCCACGGCAACCUCUCCCCAACCCGGGCGCCCCGGCGACGCGCGCAGCAGACAGGACUCGCAGACAGAGAGAGAGAGUGAUGACGUCAUCGUGGAGGCGGAGUCGUCUGUGUCGGACGGUGAUGAUGGCAGUGAGGAUGACAUCAGAGAGCUCCGGGCCAGACGCAGCGCCCUCACUAACAAACUGUCUGAGCAGCAGAGACGCAGGGACAAGAUACAGGCGGCGUUACAGACGUGUGGUCAGUUGGAGUUAGAGGUGCGGCCUCUUUUCCUGGUCCCCGACACCAACGGUUUCAUCGACCACCUCACCGGCCUCAAGACACUGCUGCAGUCUGGGACGUACAUUGUGGUGGUGCCCCUCAUAGUGAUAACAGAGUUGGAUGGUCUGGCAAAGGGGCAGGAGAGCUGCGAUGGCUCUGGCAGUGGGCGUGGUGGCAGUGGUUGUCGUGGAAACACCGGUGGUGGUGGACCGACCCACGCCCGGUCGGUCCAGGAGAAGGCUAAGGUUGCCGUGGCGUUUCUGGAGCGAGGGUUCGAGGCCAGAGAGCCCUGUCUCAGAGCGCUGACCAGCAGAGGAAGUCAACUGGAGUCUAUCGCCUUCCGCAGCGAAGACACCUCCGGACAACAGGGAAACAAUGAUGAUGUCAUCUUGUCCUGCUGUCUCCACUACUGCAAAGAUGAGGCUAAAAGCUUGAUGCCUGCACAGACAGACGGUCCGGUGCGCUUGCGUCGGGAGGUGGUUCUCCUGACAGAUGACCGUAACCUGCGGGUCAAAGCCCUGACCAGGAAUGUGCCGGUCAGGGACAUUCCUGCCUUCCUCACCUGGGCCAAAGUGGGCUGAACCGGGUCACACACAGACCACGCCCAAAGCAUUCAGACAACCAAUCAACUGCUGAGAACCGCUGGCCACCUCCCACACCACCUUCGAGUGGAGAAGGAGAAUAUACGCUAAAGCAGAAAAGAAGACUGUUGGAGAGAAGACUGUUGGAGAGAGAGAAGAAGGAGAAACUCAUUUUCUUUUGGUGGAAAAGCUCAAAUGAAAUCUAAAAAAGCUUCUUUUUUUUUGUAGGGGUGGAAUGAGUUGAAUUGUCUGAGAGCUUUUUCUCCUCUCGUUGUGGUGAGGUGUAUGUUAAUAACUGCUUCUCUCAGAGGGAAGGAGGAGGGAGGACAGGAGCAGAGAGUUUUAAGAGAUGCAGGAAGGCUGGACCAGGAGGAACGGUAGAGGAGAAAGAGGAGGUGUGGUGAGGUGUAUGUUAAUAACUGCUUCUCUCAGAGGGAAGGAGGAGGGAGGACAGGAGCAGAGAGUUUUAAGAGAUGCAGGAAGGCUGGACCAGGAGGAACGGUAGAGGAGAGAGAGGAGGUGUGUGAGGUGUAUGUUAAUAACUGCUUCUCUCAGAGGGAAGGAGGAGGGAGGACAGGAGCAGAGAGUUUUAAGAGAGGCUGGACCAGGAGGAACGGUAGAGGAGAGAGAGGAGGUGUGUGAGGUGUAUGUUAAUAACUGCUUCUCUCAGAGGGAAGGAGGAGGGAGGACAGGAGCAGAGAGUUUUAAGAGAGGCUGGACCAGGAGGAACGGUAGAGGAGAGAGAGGAGGUGUGUGAGGUGUAUGUUAAUAACUGCUUCUCUCAGAGGGAAGGAGGAGGGAGGACAGGAGCAGAGAGUUUUAAGAGAUGCAGGAAGGCUGGACCAGGAGGAACGGUAGAGGAGAGAGAGGAGGUGUGGUGAGGUGUAUGUUAAUAACUGCUUCUCUCAGAGGGAAGGAGGAGGGAGGACAGGAGCAGAGAGUUUUAAGAGAGGCUGGACCAGGAGGAACGGUAGAGGAGAGAGAGGAGGUGUGUGAGUGUGUGUGUUUAUUAUCUGGUUUCUCCAUUCCAGCCGUGCGGCCUUCAUAACUUCUGCAGUGUGUUCUCAAGGCCAGCAGCAGUAUUUACCUCUGUGGAAACGACAGAGCAGAGAAGGAAUAGAGGGAGAGGGAUAUAGGUUAGGGCUGUGGAGGAAGGCCCUAGCCUGACUGAAGACUUAUCUCUGGCUGUGUGAGUGUCUGUUUAACUGACAUCUGUCUGUAACCCCAGAGCAGCACAGAGAGGAGCCCUGUAGUGGCAAGGAGGGAGGCUGCGGUGAUGGGUUACCAGGUUCUGGUGUAUUAGAUGGGGGAUUGGUACCCCACCCUAAUCUCCUUGACGCAGAGCCACACGCUCAGCCUCGGAUGGCCAGGAUGUGGUUUGCAUCCCAGUUGCCCAGCAACAGUGUUGGUGAUGUUGGUACCCCCAGCAGCUCGAUGGUGACAGAGUCAUUUCCAAGUUGGGGUUUCUAUAAAGGAACAGCUUUAAAAAAAAAAAUCAAAAGAUGAAGAAAAUAGACUUUUUCUGAUUUAGCAUUGUGGAUGUGGGGGUGUGUUUUAGUUGGUAUUCAUUGUGUGUGUGCGUGCGUGCGUACGUGCGUGUUUGUGUGAGAUGUUUAUGCUCGACAGAAGAGCUCGUCUUUCUGCUUACGUUUUCACCCACAAACCGUUUUGGUUUGUUUAAGCUUUUUAACAAGUCCAAUAAUAUUUGAAUGUUUUAUUUUGUCAUACAUUUAGUUUGUUUCUCUUAGUUUUUACCACCACCUGUUUGGGUAACUCAUCAGCUUCUAUUCAUUAUCUAUCUAUUUUCUUCACAUUUGCAAAAAAUUGCUUCUUUUUUUCCCCCAUUGAUGGAAAUACAUUUGCCCGGUCGUGCUUAUCGGCCUUCUAGGUAAAUGUGCAUAAUUAAGUGGAAUUAAAUUGGCGUUUUUGUAUUUUCGUUAGUCGUCUUUUAUCACACGCCACAGCAUACAGAGACUUUGACCUGAACAUCCCCUGUCAGACAGAGCUGCUGAUGAGAACCUGGUUCAGCUCGUUGCUGGACUGAAACGUGUUUUUAUACGCCCAGUUAUUACGCAACAAUUCUAAAUGCAAUCGCGUGUUAAUUAACAGUUUUGAUGGCCACGAUAAAAAAAAAAAUUGAAUUAAAAAAUGCCUAUUUUUAUUUCUCAACUGGUAUGCCUUAAUUGAAGUGCGCCUCCAAUUUGAGUGCAUAUGCAACGGUAGGCAGUCUAUCAGCGCCUCACCCACCGCUUGGCAAUGUGAGCUGGAGGCAAUAAGCAAUUUGAAAACAGUGCUUUCAGAAAGUAUUCCCACCACUUGACUUUUUCCACAUUUUGUUCUCACAGCCUGAAUUUAAAAUGGAUUUGAUUUUGUGUCACUGAUCUACACACAAUACCCCAUAAUGACAUCACAAUACCCCAUAAUGACAUCACAAUACCCCAUAAUGACAUCACAAUACCCCAUAAUGUCAAAGUGGAAUUAUGUUUUUAGACAUUAACUCAAAAUUAAAGGCUAAAAUGUCUUGAGUCAAUAAGUAUUCAACCCUUUUGUUAUGGUAAGCCUAAAUAAGAUCAGGUGUAAAAAUGUGCUUAACAAGUCACAUAUCAAGUUGCAUGGGAUUCUGUGUGUGCAAUAAUAGUGUUCAACAUGAUUUUUAAAUGAUUAAAUUACUAAUUUCAAGCACAGAUUCAACCAGGGAGGUUUUCCAACAGUUCUCAAAGAAAGGCACAAUAAAAUAAAAAAGCAAACAUUGAAUAUCCCUUUGAGCAUAGUGAAGUUAUUAAUUACACUUUGGAUCGUGUAUCAAUAAACCCAGUCACAACAAAGAUAUAUGCGUCCUUACAAACUCAGUUGCCGGAGAGGAAAGAAACCGCUCAAGGAUUUCACCAUGAGGCCAAUGGUGAUUUUUAAAAUGGUUUAAUGGUUGUGAUGGUAGAUAACUGAGGAUGGAUCAACAACAUUGUAGUUACUCCACAAUACUAACCUAAAUGACAGAGUGAAAACUAUUUCAUAACAUCCCAUUAUGUUAUCAAUAAGGCACUACAGUAAUACUGUAAAAAAUUGGGCGAAGCAUUUAACAUUUUGUCCUUAAUACAAAGUGUUAUAUUUGGGUGAAAUACAACUUAUUACUGAGUACCACUCUUCAUAUUUUCAAGCUUGGUUGUGGCUUUUUUGGGGGGGGGAAGACAGAGUAGAGCUAAGCACAGGAAAAUCCUAAAGGAAAACUUGGUUCAGUCUGCUUUCCACCAGACACUGGGAGAUGAAUUCACCUUUCAGCAGUACAAUAACCUAAAACAUACACACUGGAAUUGCUUACCUAGACAGCAGUAGAUGUUCCUGACUGGCCGAGUUACAGUUUUUACUUAAAUUUACUUUAAAUCUAUGGCAAGGCUUGAAAAUGGCUGUCUAGCAAUGAUCAACAAACAACUUGACAGAGUUUGAACAAAUUUUGUAAGAAUAAUGGGCAAAUAUUGUACAAUCCAGGUGUGCAAAGCUCUUAGACUUAACCAGGAAGACUCAGCUGUAAUCGUUGCCAACGGUGAUUCUAACAUGUAUUCACUCAGGGGGUUGAAUACUUAUCUCAUCAAUAUAUAUUUGUGUUUUGAAUUUUUCUUUGACAGAGUAUGUUGUGUGAAAAAUGAAAAAUCCAUUUUAAUCCCACUUUGUAACGUCAGAAAAUGUGGAAAUAGUUCAAAGGGGUGUGAAUACUUUCUCUGAAGGCACCCGGAAGUUUUACUUCAUAUUAAGAGGCAUGUCUUACAUAGUCCGACCAUAAACGUGGAGGAAAUUAUUUUAUCAAGACUUCCUCAUUAAGCCAUUUCUCUCCCAUUCUAAUGGGUUUUUUUUUCAUAUCAACAAUAGUCAUGUUAGCAAACCGUACUUUGCAUCAGUAGAUCCUCGUUCUAAAUUUCUAAGGUAGAUGAUGACCUGAGAUGCACUGUGUUUACAAAAGUAUGUGGACACCACAUCAAAUUAGUGGAUUUCGGCUAUUUCAGACACCCGUUACUGACAGGUGUAUUAAAAUCGAGCACACAGCCAUGCAAUCUCCAUAGACAAACAUUGUCAGUAGAAUGGCCUUAUCGAAGAGCUCGGUGACUUUCAACGUGACACCGUCAUAGGAUGCCACCUUUCCAACAAGUCAGUUUGUCAAAUUUCUGCCCUGCUAGAGCUGCCACGGUCAACUGUAAGUGCUGUUAUUGUGAAGUGGAAACGUCUAGGAGCAACAACGGCUCAGCUGCGAAAUGGUAGGCCACACGAGCUCACAGAACGGGACCGCCGAGUGCUGUAGCGUGUAAAAAUCGUCUGUCCUCGGUUGCAACACUCACUACAGAGUUCCUAACUGCCUCUGGAAGCAACGUCAGCACAAGAACUGUUCAUCAGGAGCUACAUGAAACGGGUUUCCAGGGCCGAGCAGCUGCACACAAGCCUAAGAUCAUCAUGUGCAAUGCUAAGUGUCGGCUGGAGUGGUGUAAAGGUUGCCGGCAGUGGAAACGCGUUCUCUGAAGAGAUGAAUCGCGUUCAAUCACGAGAUUAAUCACCAUCUGGCAGUCCGAUGUAUGAAUCUGGGUUUGGCGGAUGCUAGGAGAACGCUACCUGCCUGAAUGCAUAGUGUCAACUGUCAAAUUUGGUGUAUUAAUAAUGGUCUGGGGCUGUUUUUCAUGGUUUGGGCUAGACCCCUUAAUUCCAGUGAAGGGAAAUCUUAACUCUACAGCAUACAAUGACAUUCAAGAUGAUUCUGUGCUUCCAUCUUUGUGGCAACAGUUUGGGGAAGGCCCUCUCCUAUUUCAGCAUGACAGUUCCCCUGUGCACAAAGUGAGGUCCAUACAGAAAUGGUUUGUCUCGAUUGGUGUGGAAGAACUUGACUGGCCUGCACAUUGGCCUGACCUCAACCCCAUCAAACACCUUUAGGAAGAAUUGGAACGCCAACUGCGAGCCAGGGCUAAUUGCCCAACAUCAGUGCCCGACCUCACUAAUGCUCUUGUGGCUGAAUGGAAGCAAGUCCCCCGCAGCAAUGUUCCAACAUCUAGUGGAAAACCUUCCCAGAAGAGUGGAGGCUGUUAUAGCAGCAAUGUGCCAACAUCUAGUGGAAUGCCUUCCCAGAAGAGUGGAGGCUGUUAUAGCGGCAAUGUUCCAACAUCUAGUGGAAAACCUUCCCAGAAGAGUGGAGGCUGUUAUAGCAGCAAUGUGCCAACAUCUAGUGGAAAGCCUUCCCAGAAGAGUGGAGGCUGUUAUAGCGGCAAUGUUCCAACAUCUAGUGGAAAGUCUUCCCAGAAGAGUGGAGGCUGUUAUAGCAUCAAAGGGGGUAACCAACUCCAUAUUAAUGCCCAUGAUUUUUGGAAGGAGAUUUUCGAUGAGCAGGUGUCCACAUACUUUUGGUCAUGUAGUGUGUAUAUAUAGAACCACAAGCAUCAGCUGCACAGUUUAGAAUUGUGUUCUCAAGAAUUGCAUUUAUUUUUUUACAAAUGUUUUUUUUAUUUGGCAGCUUCAUUACAGGAGUUGCAUGUUUUGGUUAAGAUGAAUAACCAGAAUCUAAAUGUGAUUUCUGUCAUUCUGAGCACCGUGGGUGAAUGGACUAAAUGGGUUGAUGCAGCCAAUGCAUAAUGGCUCCGGUAAAUUUUUCAGAUGUCGUCUGAUGUGAUCAAUUAAAACGUGUCUGGUCACUUUGUCCGGCCCCUACAUUUUGCUAACGGAAACCCCUGGUUACGCAAAAAACUAUUCGCGCAAAUGAACCCGCGUAUUUUCACAACCAUACAACGUCUCACACGCUGUAAACAAAUAUAACAUCUAUGAAUGACAUGACGUAAAUGUUUAGGUAGCUGGCUGUGAUAGUUUUAUUAUGCGUGCUCUCACGUUGUGUUAUCAGUUCUCCAGACCCGUCCAGAGUUAGUUAGCCCUCUGUUUAUUACCAGUCUAUAUGACAGGAACACACACCUCUGUAACAGUCUGUUAGCCAAGUCUAUGAACAACUAUAGAUAGCAUUAGUUGAUACUCUCGAUCAUUUGGUCUUUACCUUUUGUGUGUGUGUGUGUGUGUGUACACUUUUAAUUUAUUCAAGAAUAUUUGGUGAAACUAGCUAGCUAACUGAAAUCACAGGCCUGCAUGUCCUAGCCUCUCAAUGCUUUUCUGUUUGAAUAAAGUAUUUGUUUUGAUUUAAA